This is a messenger RNA of Castor canadensis (American beaver), 1149 nucleotides long. Its product is annotated as paraneoplastic antigen Ma1-like. The record is from RefSeq and is a predicted model, not a curated record. Lineage: Eukaryota; Metazoa; Chordata; Mammalia; Rodentia; Castoridae.
AUGACACUGUUGGAAGACUGGUGCAGGGGGAUGGAUGUGAACCCCCAGAGGGCUCUACUGGUGUGGGGGAGCCCGGUGAACUGUGAUGAGGCAGAAAUUGAAGAGACCCUCCAGGCUGCGAUGCCCCAGGUCCCCUAUCGAGUACUUGGGAUAAUGUUCUGGAGGGAAGAGAAUGCCAAAGCAGCCUUGUUAGAGCUCACUGGUGCUGUCGAUUACUCCGCGAUCCCCAGGGAGAUGCCAGGCAAAGGAGGGGUCUGGAAGGUGAUCUUUAAGACCCCCACUUCCGAUGCUGAGUUUUUAGAAAGGUUGCACCUGUUUCUAGCUAGAGAAGGGUGGACCGUGCAAGAUGUUGCCCGUGUCCUUGGGUUUCAAAACCCUGCUCCAGUCCCAGGCCCAGAAAUGCCAGCAGAGAUGCUCAACUAUAUUUUGGAUAAUGUCAUUCAGCCCCUUGUUGAAUCUAUAUGGUACAAGAAACUGACGCUGUUCUCUGGGCGGGACAUCCCGGGGCCUGGGGAGGAGACCUUUGAUCCCUGGCUGGAGCACACUAAUGAAGUCAUAGAGGAGUGGCAGGUGUCUGAUGUAGAAAAGAGAAGUUUGAUGGAGAGUCUGAGAGGCCCUGCCGCUGAUGUCAUCCGCAUCCUCAAGACCAACAACCCUGCCAUAACCACCGCUGAAUGCCUGAAGGCUCUGGAGCAGGUGUUUGGGAGCGUUGAGAGUUCCAGGGAUGCGCAGGUCAGGUUUCUGAACCCGUACCAGAACCCAGGAGAAAAGUUAUCAGCUUACGUCAUUCAUCUGGAGCCUCUGCUGGAAAAGGUGGUGGAGAAGGGGGCCAUUGAUAAAGAUAACGUGAACCAGGCCCGCCUGGAGCAGGUCAUUGCGGGAGCCAACCAUAGUGGGGCCAUCCGAAGGCAGCUGUGGCUGACCGGGGCUGCAGAAGGGUCGGCCCCUAACCUCUUCCAGUCGCUAGUGCAGAUCCGUGAGGAGGAGGCCAAAGAGGAGGAGGAGGAGGCUGAGGCCGCCCUCCUGCAGUUAGGCCUGGAGGGUCACUUCUGAGUCCCCGGAGAGGAGGCUUUUGUGCAGACCUAGAUGAGAGCUGCUUUCCGUGUCCUUGUGCCGUCAUACAGGCCUGCCUCGAGAAGUAAAGACCUA